Molecule: messenger RNA, 2081 nt
Organism: Drosophila ficusphila
Lineage: Eukaryota; Metazoa; Arthropoda; Insecta; Diptera; Drosophilidae
Gene: beat-Vc
Exons: 7
Coding region: 698-1591 (297 amino acids)
Source: RefSeq, a predicted model, not a curated record
CGUGCAGGGGUUUUCAGCGCGCGACACACGCGGCGUAUACGUAACGCGGCCAAAGCCAGACGCCAAAAAAGACGAAAAACUGAGCAAACGAAAUGCCAUAAAGCUACAACAACAACAACGACAGCAGCAGAAACGUGUAGCCCAAGAACAAUAAAUCUUUAACGUGGAUUUCAUGCAUGUAAGCCAGGCAAAGACUCUCUGUUACGAUAUGAUGCAUGAGCCGAGGGCCAGCAGGUUUAAUAUGUAAACUCCUUAAAAGCGCUGAGUUUUCAGCAUCAAAAGUGCAGUGGCGUUAAUUUGCCAAAUAAAAUGCAACCAGCUACGAAGAGCAACUAGCGCAGCCAUAAAUAUCAUCAGCAACUGAGCAAUAAAACGCGGUCUUCCCCCUUUAAGAAAGACAAAAGGAAAACCGAGGGGGGUUAAAUCAACAGGGAAAGCUCAGCAGGAGCUGAGCAUUUAGAGUCAGCCAUCGGGCGCACUCCUUCCUGUGACUUAGAUCCUAACUCCACCCAACUCCCCUUCUGCCAACCGACUUCCGGCCGCCGCCUCCUUGAGCCGAGCACUUCCGCUUCUUAUCGCGGCAAUGUAAACGCGUUUCCGUUUAGGACUCAAUCCCAGCCUCAUUUCGCGGCACCGGGAGCGGCAUUAAACUAGCAGCUCGGCGCUGGAUUACAAGUAAAUUGGAAAGGAUUUGAAGAUGAGCCUGCUGCGCCUGCUUGGUGCCCUGCUGCUGGCCACAUUCAAUGGAAUGGCGCCUGUGCCCGCGGAAGGACUGCACCUGUCCAACCUCUCCGUCCCGCGCAUCAUCGACGUUGCCCAAAAGGCGAAGCUCUUCUGCAGCUACGCGAUGGGCAAUCGGACGCUGAACUCUGUCAAAUGGUACAAGGAUGGCCAGGAGUUUUUCAGAUACUCGCCACUAACACCGCCGACAACAAAUUGGUUCCCCGUUAAAGGUGUCGCCAUCGCCGACGGUUCGCCGCAUUGCAAUCAAUUCAUCUGCAACGUGGAGCUGGAGAAGCUCAGCGCCCACUCCUCGGGUCAAUACAGGUGCGAGGUCUCCGGCGACGCGCCCGAGUUCAAGCUGAUCGAUCAGACCGCCAAUAUGACAGUCGGAGUGCUUCCCAAAUUGGAUCCAAUAAUCUCGGGCGUGCGACACGCCUACAAAUAUCACGACUAUCUAGUGGCUAAUUGCAGUUCUGAAAUGUCCAGUCCAAUGGCCAAGUUAAUGUGGUACAUUAACAACAAAACGGCACCUGGGCACAGUUUGCUACCACAAAUCAACGAAGUCUCACGCAACGCCGACGGCUUUCACCUGUUCGCCAGCCACCUGCAGCUGCGGCUCCACCUGGACGACCAGCGGUUCAUCAGCAAGAGCGAGAUGCUCGAGCUCCGCUGCACGGCGGACAUCAUGGGACUGGCGGCGGUGCGAAGGGAGAAUCGGGUGAGGACCACCGUCCUGGCGCUCAAGGAUGCCGGCACCAAGCAGCGGCUCACAGAGAACGGUUCCUGUAUUACAGGACGACCAGCAUCUCUGGCCGCCUGGCUUUUGAGCCUCGUUCACAUUCUGCGCUGGCACAGCUCCCAAAGUUAGUGGCUGGCAUUGACUGGAGCUCUUUUUGUAGCCUAAGUAUCCGGGAUUUGUCUCCAAGUGCACACACUCUAAAUAAAAGAAUAUGAAAACAGUCACGGGCGAAAAGUAAACCGAGUGAUUCGCACCAUUUUCGAGCCAAGUGAAAAGUUAACAAGCCAAGGCAGCAACAGUUGAAUUUGUAUAUAGUCGAAAUCGAAUUAGUUUAGGUCCGAGCAGGAAGCCCAGCCAUUUCCUACAUAAGUGUAAUGCAACAUUUAUUUAUGUGUGAAUAAGCCAUCGGAAAUGAUAAAAAAAUGAAUCAGCACAGAGAAACAUAAGUUAAUAUAUAGGUAUCUAAACGUAAAAUUUGCUACCAAAUAAAAUUAUAUGUCAGAAUUAUUUCAAUAGAAAAAGUAAAUUCGAAUAUCAACAAAUUUACACAUGAAUAUUUGAGCACAGAAAAAGGAACACACACAAUCAAUGGCAAGUAAACUUAAUUAUUGUAUGUGAA